CAGCUGUUCUGCUUAAUGGAUGCAAAGUUGUGUGGAGCUCUCAACCAUGGUGCCAUAGAGCAUCUAUGUCAUAUAUUCUACCAACUGCAUAAAAGAGAAGCCACAAAUGCCUCCACCAUCUUCAGUUUCUGCAGCACCAAAACCUGCAGAGAGAAGAGAGGACGCGUAGAAGAACAGCUUUUUUGUUUAUGGAAUAAGUGAGCAUCAAAAAGACAACUCAAGAAGUGGAGUUGAGUCUCCAUCUCACAGGGAUCCAGCAGCAUCCAGGAACUAACUGCUGCUGAAGGACUGAAGUGGAGCACAGAUAGGAGUGGAGCCUCCUUUGCUACAUGCUAACAAGCUGAAGACCUUGUCAGCACAGAUGAGGAGGCUGUUGCACACUCUGCAAAUGGACUCAAGAUAAAGAGAUUUUAUUGUUGUUUGCAACACUCUCUUUACAAAUGAAAACUUUGGGCGUGAAAACCACAUAAAUUAGCCCACCAUGCUUUUGAAGUCAGGACUAUUCUUCACUUUGUGUCUGUUUACCCUCCAAGCAAGUCAAAUCAAAGAACUUCACGACCACGGCUUUUCCGGACUCAGGGAUGUGAAAUACCGCCACUUUCUAGAAGCCUCCAGACCGAUCAGACACACCACAAAUGUCAGAGCAGAACAGGACGGACACCGAACGAAAAGGUCGACACUCCUCAACACGGGGGUCAAAGUGUGUCCCCAGGAGACGAUGAAAGCAGUCAUUGGCAGCCAUCGGGCCUAUUACAAGCUCAGAGUUUGUCAGGAAGCCAUUUGGGAAGCGUUUCGGAUCUUCUUGGACAGAGUCCCCAACUCAGAGGAGUACAGUGCCUGGCUAUACACCUGCCAGCAUGAAAACCUCUGCAUGGAUGACCUGGCCCAGAACUUCAGCAGCUCUCAGGAGCAUCUGGACAUGGUGGCCAGAAGAGUAUCUGAGGAAGCUGGAAUUGAAGGAGUUAUUGCUGCAACCACAGAGCCAGGAAGGGAUUGCACCUGGACACCUCCAUUAAUCCUGCUACCAACUGAUGAUACGAACGAAGAAGACCCCAACAUGAUCAAAGAGAACUACGAGGAGUACAUUGUUGAGUUCAAAGUCACCAUUGUGGACCCGACAUACAGCAAGCUGCUCAGUGACCCAAAGUCACCGCAGUAUGAUGACAUCACACAAGAGCUCACAGACAAGAUGCUUCAAGUGUUUGAAAAAGUUCCAGGAUUCAAAGAGAUUCGUGUUCUGGGAUUUCGCUCAGAGGAUGUAUCCGUACGUUACGCCGUGGUCUUUAAUGGAGAAACCGAACUCAACGAUGAACCUGAGGGUCUCGAGGAGCCUGAGCUAGACGAGGAUGUGAAUGCUCCUAAACUGAAGCACAUCAUUGUAAAGGCCUUAAAACAGGAACCGUCACUACCGCUGGACAUAAAGACGCUCAGCUUUGAGACUGUAACCACAGUUUAUCCAGUUGCGGAGCUCGGCAUGAACCCUGUUGAGGAUGCUGCGUCUGAUGAUGACACCCUCCAGGCUCCGACAGCAGACAGUGAUCCCACCCUGAGUUUCUUCCCCACUGUUGCAGUGAUAGAAAACUCCUUGGAAGCUGCUACAACUAAACCAGAAACCCAUACCUUUGUGCCUUUUAUCCCAAACAUCGUCCCAGAAAGCACUCCUGCCAUCUCUGAUGAGGCUCCUUUAAUGUCAGCAGUAGAGGAGGAAUCUGCAGAAGAUGCUCCUGAGGAGUCCAGUGACAUUUUAACACCUGACACUAAACUGGAAACUAUCACAGAGAAGGAAGAGGAAGCAGAGCAAGAGGUGGAGGAGAUACCACCAAUUGAGCCUGAUAAUGGAGGUGAGGCUGAACCUGAACAACAGGUGCCUGAAGGAGAAAAUGAAGAAGCUGAAUCAGCUGAUGGGGUCACUGAGGAACUUCCAGAGCAAGAGAAUGAGGAGCUUCCAUUGGAAACUCCAGACUCCCAACCAGAAGAAAUCAUAACGGACACACCUGAGGAGGUUGACCUGGACCUGCCAGAGGCUACAGAUCCCACAAUUACAGAGAUAUCUGUCAUAGAAGCAGCCAUCCCAGUCUCUACACCAUCAUCUCAUGAGGAUGCCAUCCAAGGCAUUGAACCAGAAACCGAUCCGGAGUCUUUCCCAUCCCCUGCAGAGAGUGGCGAAGUCCCCGAGGACCGAGAUGUGUCUAGUGGAGGGCACAGUGGAGCGUCCCCAGUAUCAACAGACAUGCCUCCUGAGAACCUGAACAUACAAGAGGACGUGGGGUCGAGUCAGAACGGGACAGAGGUGGAAGGGACUGAACCUCUGGAGGAAGAGAGUGGGAGUGGAUUCCCCUCAGAGUCUGAUGAACGCCCGUACGAGUCCACGGCUGCACCAGCAAUGAGACAGGCCAGCACCCCUCUGAUGGCCACAAUGGAAAAGGGCAAAGAGUUAGUUGUUUUCUUUAGCUUGAGGGUCACUAACAUGAUGUUUUCUGAUGACCUGUUCAACAAGAGCUCCCCAGAGUAUAAAUCCCUGGAGAAUACCUUUCUUGAGCUGACACAGCACUCUGGGUCCAGAAACUCGCCAAACCCUGGAGCUUCCAGUAAAUCUGGGCCUAGGAGGCAGAAGACUUUAGCCUCCAUACCGCUUCUGCCAUACCUACAAUCCAAUCUGACUGGAUUUAAGCAGCUGGAAAUUCUCAACUUCAGGAAUGGCAGCGUGGUGGUAAACAGCAAGAUGAAACUGGACAAACCGGUACCGUACAACGUGACAGAAGCUGUUCACUGUGUGCUCGAAGACUUCUGCAGCGCUGCGUCCAAACGGCUCGACAUCGAGAUUGAUAGUCGCUCUUUGGAAGUGGAACCAGCUGACCAAGCAGACCCCUGCAAGUUCCUGGCCUGCAACGAGUUUUCACGCUGUGUGGUGAACAGUUGGACCGAGGAGGCCGAGUGUCUGUGUGAUCCUGGCUACAGCACGGUGGACGGCCUGCCAUGUCAGAGCACCUGCGCUCUGCAGCCCGACUACUGCCUGAACGGAGGCCUGUGUGAAAUAAUCCCAGGACACGGAGCCACCUGCAGAUGCCCUGUAGGUAAAUACUGGCACUACCACGGAGAGCGCUGCAACGAUCUGGUGUCCAUGCCAGUAGAUCCUCCGCUCAUUGUGACCUGCCUCGUGGGGAGCCUCUGCUUUGUUUGUGCCAUCAUUGGCAUUUUGAUAUUCAUUAACAAGAAAUGCAUAAAGGCCAAAAAGGCUGUAACUUUAGUGCACACCCUUGCUCCCUAUGCCUUUGAGAAUACUUUGAGGGAGAACCCCGUAUUUGAGAAUGAUGAGGGUGUCUUAACUCAAGUGUCCACAUUGCCAUAUCCAUCAAGUUCUGCUUCUUCCCAAUCCCAACAGUCUGAACAGGAACAUUUUGCCUCUAUUGAAAAUAUACAUCUGAGUAUUGAGAUGCCCAGACAACUCUACACAACAAGAUCAGAAAAGUUAGUCUCAGAAAUGGUGGACUUCCAUCAGUGUAUACCACAUAACGAGACGUGGCGACCACCAAAUGAAUACGGAACAUGCUGUGUUUCAAGGCCAUCAGAUAACGAAUGUUUUGAAGUAACCGUUGUUUGACAGCAGCUAGUUCGUCUGAGGAGCAGCCAACACUGUGACACCGAGCAAAACACGAGGUAGCAAAGACUCAAGUUUCUGUGUAACUGUAUAUGGGAUGCUAUGGUACGGUAGACCAGUCGAAUGGUGUUAAAGAUAUUGAGAUUAAUUGUUCAUAGUGAUCAAAGUGUCUUGUUAGACAGAGAGCUAUGGAUUUUAAGGUGGUUGUCUUAAAGUGGAACCUAAUAUUUAUUCUAUAUAUUGAAUGGUAGGAACAUUUCCUGUAUACCCUUGGCAAAGGUUGUUCUUUCCUCACAAUGAGGUAUUUAUUAUUUACAAACUGAUCCACAUGGUGGUAUCUUAAGUUUAGACUGUAAAAUGUUGUUUGUUUUAAAGCUGUACUUUACCAUCGUUGUCCCAAAAAAGAGAAUGAAUGUAUAAGCUGUCAACUUGGGUCACGACAAGUUGUUUAUAGAAUA
Messenger RNA from Centropristis striata (black sea bass), 4056 nucleotides. It is a transcript of the gene impg1b, whose product is annotated as interphotoreceptor matrix proteoglycan 1b. Lineage: Eukaryota; Metazoa; Chordata; Actinopteri; Perciformes; Serranidae. The transcript has 20 exons. The coding region runs from base 482 to 3601 and encodes 1039 amino acids. The record is from RefSeq and is a predicted model, not a curated record. Gene Ontology annotation, biological process: visual perception.